Messenger RNA from Raphanus sativus (radish), 675 nucleotides. RefSeq lists its product as uncharacterized. The coding region runs from base 1 to 675 and encodes 224 amino acids. The record is from RefSeq and is a predicted model, not a curated record. The transcript has a single exon. Lineage: Eukaryota; Viridiplantae; Streptophyta; Magnoliopsida; Brassicales; Brassicaceae.
AUGCCGAAGGAGAAACCAGUGCCAAGCAACAGGACCAGAGUGUCACCAUACCCGCUUCGCUCUACAAGGACUCAAAAAGAACCUAUCGAAGCACAAGCGCCAAGCCAAUGGGAGGAUGUACUGUGUGUGAUCUGCCAAGAAGCGCCACACAAUGCCAUACUCCUGCGCUGCUCUUCAUCCUCUACUGGAUGCCGUGCUUACAUGUGCGACACGAGUGUUCGUCACUCCAACUGUUUCAAGCAGUACCGCAAGAAAAACAUGAAUCGUGUAACCAAGGUCUUGAACUGUCCUUACUGUAGAGGAGAGGUUCAUGAGGCGAUGAAGGUGCAAUCGGAAGGAAGGAGAGCUCUGAAUGCUAAACCGAGAUCUUGCGCUUUCGAGAACUGCAACUUAUCGGGGACAUACUCUCAACUUAAGAAUCACUUGAAAGCUGACCACCCCCGUUCCACCCGACCCUUGGUUGACCAGGGGAGAGUGCGGGCAUGGGAACAAAUGCAAAGAGAUACUGAGCACAAUGAUAUCAUGACUGCAGCUGGUCUCCCGACUGGCUUGGAGGUUUUCCAUGAACAGCUUCCCGAUGUUCCUCCCCGUCUAGUGAUUUUUCUCUGGUCAAUGGAGUGGUGCAAGGUAUAUUGCAUCAUCAGCUUCCCAAUACACUUCCGUAUAGUUUCGUGA